UUCAUGCGCCACCUAGCCUCCGCAGCGUUCUCCAUCCGCGCAGCACCAUCACGAAGAUGCCGAGAAAACGCUAUUAGCGAUAUUCCGAAGGUGCAUUUUCACCUUUUUGCUAUUACAUGUCAACAUUAUCAUGUCCUCUUUUUGAUGCAGUGAGCUUGCAUUUUCGUUAGAAGACGACUGGGCUCAAUGCGUCCGGAAAAUCAAAGGGAGAUGCCGUUUAACUGCGUAAACAUGAUGGCUCCGGCUCAGCAUCAUCGACUAAUUGCAUUUGCUUUGCUUUUAUGUUUAGUGAAUAGUGUACACACCCGGUCCUCGCAAAUAUCGGAUCUUAAAUCUAAAAUAUCUGGAGUAGAGGAACUUUUGGAAGAAUUCCGUAAACAGCUCCAACAGGACCAAACAUAUCCCGAAGAGGUGGAUGUGGCUGACGUGUGCCUGGGUGAUUUCACCGCUGUAGAUGAGCACAUUAUCCGAGCCAGGGCCUCCAUUGAACAAGGGGCUACUUUCCUCUCGGCUCCAGAUAGGGUGUACGGCUGGAAAGACUGUGUUCAUGCCUGCUGCUCAGACCCGCAUUGCUCAGUGGCUGUGGUUCAGGAGGACCUCCGACAGUCGGACGAAAGUCUGAGCUGCUACCUGUUCAAUUGUACAUAUAAAAAUAAAAACGUUUGCUCGUUCUCACCUCAGCAAGGGUUUUCCACCUACAACCGGGGCCACAACACAACAGGACACCACCCCGCCCCCAGAGGCCAUGGAGAUGGAAGUAAAGGGGUCAGUUCAGGCAGGAGAUUGGAGGAGAAACCCACCAUUGAAUAUGGAUCUCAGAUGCAAGACGUGGACGAGCCGCCCCGCAGUGAUGCAGGCCAGGACGUGGUCAUUCAGCUGCCCACGGACUGGGCCGUGCUGGACGGGAGAGAUAGCGUGGGACACGACAUUUCUCGCUACGAAUGGACCUUAAUCAGAGGAGGUUCUGCCAUCAACAUGAGGGUGACCCAUCCAGGGUUACUGAAGAUAAGUGAUCUCCAGCAGGGCGUGUACGUGUUCCAGAUGAUCGUCACCGACACGGCAGGACAGAAGAGCUCAGACAACGUCACUGUCACAGUGCUGGCACCAGAGCGCCAGGCGGAAGUCUGUACAGGUCACUGCACGCGUUACCAGUUCAACUGCGAUGAUGGCUGCUGCAUCGACAUCAGCUAUGCCUGUGAUGGGAAACAGCAGUGCCCGGAUCGUUCUGACGAGGCCUUCUGCCAGCGCUUUGAAGGCAACAGAAAGACAGUGACUCACCCCGCAGGUAUACCCAGCCCUCACAGGCCCGCUGUGGACCAGAACCAAGCAGAUGACGACCGCCCCAUGGUGCCUACCGGGCCCAGGACAGCCAUAGAUGAACCUCCCAGACCCUCCCCACACCGCACCCAGGGCGAGGCCCAAGGGUCUGGUUGCCCCUGCGCUGUCCCAGAGCCAUAGCCAGGCAGGAUGCCCCAGUCGCUCAA
Molecule: messenger RNA, 1484 nt
Organism: Osmerus eperlanus (European smelt)
Lineage: Eukaryota; Metazoa; Chordata; Actinopteri; Osmeriformes; Osmeridae
Gene: lrp11
Product: low density lipoprotein receptor-related protein 11
Molecular function (GO): protein binding
Source: RefSeq, a predicted model, not a curated record